Penicillium crustosum is the source of this 246-nucleotide messenger RNA. RefSeq lists its product as uncharacterized. The record is from RefSeq and is a predicted model, not a curated record. Bases 1 to 246 code for a protein of 81 amino acids. Lineage: Eukaryota; Fungi; Ascomycota; Eurotiomycetes; Eurotiales; Aspergillaceae. The transcript has 2 exons.
AUGUAUUCCGUGGGACUUGUAGGUGGCUAUGGUGCCCAAAUUCCUAGGCACUUGUCAAAUAACACACACAAGAAAGCCUGGUUUGAUUUGGGUGUGGACCUACAUGAGCCUCAACAAUCCCGUGGACUCGUGUGGGACCCGCUGUGGGCUGGACUCAGGAGACUCGAAGCUAUUAUUUUCUCCCUUUCCCAACUCUCCUCUGUUAUUGUUCUUGUUUUUUGUUUUGUUGUUUCUAUGAAUUUUUGA